Messenger RNA from Balearica regulorum gibbericeps (East African grey crowned-crane), 365 nucleotides. The record is from RefSeq and is a predicted model, not a curated record. NCBI's taxonomy places the organism in Eukaryota, Metazoa, Chordata, Aves, Gruiformes, Gruidae.
UUGAUCCCUCUGUUUUUGAUCAUUGGAUCCGGAGGUGUUGGUGCGGGCCUGUAUCUCAUGCGUUUGGCAAUGUUCAACCCUGAUGUCUGCUGGGACAAGACAAAUAAUCCAGAACCUUGGAACAAACUGUCUCCCAGUGACCAGUACAAGUUCUACUCGGUUAAUGUAGACUACAGUAGACUGAAAAAGGACCGUCCUGACUUCUGAACAACACACUCAUCUCUCUAAGCUGCACAGAAAGGUCUUCCGGAAGCCGUCCGCACAAUUGUCAUGCUUACUCAUCCAGGAAAUAAUCAAACUUGCCUCACGCUGCACUUGGUCAUGUGUUUGGAAGUGUUUUGAUGAGGCUUAAUAAAUGUCUGAAA